GCGCGAACCAUCGAGCGGAGCGGAGCGCUUUCGAUGGUGAUCCUGUUUCCCGAUCGGUGCUCGAUGGUACGAAGUGUCGUGGGAUAGAGGACCAAACAGCCGCGAGUUCGAGAGAUACCUAUCGUGCUCACGCAUGAUAUGACUCAGUCUCGUGAGGUUCUGGCAAUGAUGGACGCACAUACAACCACGUUCGGACGCAAAAGAGGCUGCACGAUUUCCCGAUGUGGCGCCUUCCUCUUGGGCGCAUUUUUUCUAAUCAGCUUGGUCGUCACCGGUUUGUUGGUGUACCACUUUGCACCUUGCCUCGAGGAGAAGCAAGUUCAGCCAUGCAGGGGCACCGAUGGCGACUCGCUCUUGCAGAGCGGCAGAAGUUUUUCGAUGGUGCCAACAAAAAAGAAAUUGGAUGUCAGAUUACCGAAGGCUGUCGCGCCUGAUUUGUACGAAUUAUGGCUGACACCCUUCAUAUGGGAGGGCAACUUCACCUUUAACGGCGAGGUCAAAAUUUUGAUAAAUGUAACAAAGGAUACGGAUAAUGUUACGUUGCACGCCGUCGACAUGAAGAUCGAUGAGGGCUUUACUAGUAUCAGGGAAUACUCGGCUAAGAGCAACAAGACCAAGAUAAUCGGGAUCGCGGAGCAGAGAAACGACACCGAGAGGCAAUUUCACGUGAUUAGAACAUCGAACACGUUGAGGAGAGGCAAGCAAUACGUCGUGCAUCUCAAGUUCAUUGGCCAUCUGAACGACUACCUGCAGGGUUUCUACAGGAGCUCGUAUACGGUCGGCAAUCAGACGAGAUGGAUUGCUACGACUCAGUUUCAACCGACAGACGCGCGCCGUGCUUUCCCAUGUUUCGACGAACCGGCUUUGAAAGCCAAGUUCCAGAUCAACAUAGCGCGUCCCAGGAACAUGACAUCUAUUUCGAAUAUGCCCAGAAAAGGGGCACCGAUGCCAGUGCCCGGUUUAGACACGUACCUGUGGGAUCAUUAUGAGCGCUCGGUGCCGAUGUCUACGUACUUGGUGGCCUUCAUAGUUUCCGACUUUGAUGUACAGAAAUCGGAAGAUGGUAACUUUAGAGUUUGGGCGCGCCACGAUGCCAUUAAUCAAUCACAAUAUAGCUUGGACAUUGGACCGAAAGUACUCAAAUUCUAUGAGGACUACUUCAAGAUCAAGUUUCCUUUGCCGAAAAUGGAUAUGGUCGCGUUACCUGACUUCUCCGCCGGUGCUAUGGAAAAUUGGGGAUUAAUUACAUAUAGGGAGACAGCGAUGCUGUAUCAAGAGGGCAUAUCGACCAGCGGUAGCAAGCAGCGGGUAGCCGUUGUGGUGUCUCACGAACUCGCGCAUCAGUGGUUUGGAAACUUAGUGACUCCAAGUUGGUGGACGGAUCUUUGGUUGAACGAGGGUUUCGCCAGUUAUAUGGAAUACAUCGGCAUGGAUGCGGUGGAACCGACGUGGAAAGCGUUGGAACAAUUUGUUGUUCACGAUCUUCAAAAUGUAUUCGGUUUGGACGCUUUGGAAUCUUCCCACCCCAUAUCCAUUGAGGUCGGUCACCCAGAUGAAAUCAGCGAAAUCUUUGACAAGAUUUCUUAUGGAAAAGGUGCUUCCAUAAUAAGAAUGAUGGAUCAUUUCCUCACAACUGAAGUUUUCAAGAAGGGUCUAACUAAUUAUUUGAAUGGAAAAGCUUAUCAAAGCGCCGAGCAAAAUUAUUUGUGGUCUGCUUUGACUUCACAAGCUCACGAAGACAAAGUACUUGAACCAAGCGUAAGCGUUAAAGAAAUAAUGGAUACAUGGACCCUGCAAACCGGCUUUCCUGUAAUUACUGUCACACGUAAUUACAAUAACAAUAGUGCUUCGCUGACACAGGAACGUUUUCUGCUUCGUAAUAGCGGCACGACGAUCACGACUGAGUCUAAGGAACCAUUAUGGUGGGUACCUAUCACUUAUACGAGCGAGAAGCAAUUAAACUUCAAUAACACUCAACCCGCGAAAUGGAUGAAAGCGGAACGCUCAAUCAUUCUUAACGAUUUGGAUGUAAGCUCGUCUCAGUGGAUACUUUUCAACAUCGAAGAAACUGGAUACUAUAGAGUGAAUUAUGACAGAGCAAACUGGCAGAUGAUAAUUAAACAAUUGAAUAAACAGAAUUUCAAAGUUAUUUCGACAAUUAACCGAGCGCAGUUGAUCGAUGACGCUCUCAACUUGGCUAGAGCUGGCAAGCUCGACUACACUAUCGCUUUCGACGUUACAUCUUACUUGGCUCACGAAAUCGAGUACUUGCCUUGGAAAGCAGCUUUCAAUGCUAUGGAUUAUCUCAACGAUAUGUUAAUCAAGACACAAGGUUACGACAAAUUCAGGUUAUACAUAUUAAAAUUGCUCGACAAUGUAUAUAAGCAAGUCGGCUUCAUUGACCAAGCGGGAGAUCCCCAACUGACAGUCUUCACUCGAAUUGACGUUCUGAAUUGGGCGUGCGAUUUCGACCAUGAGGAUUGCGUUAUGAACGCUGUGCAACAAUUCAAAAAUUGGCGCAACACUCCGAAUCCGGACGUUAACAAUCCAAUUUCGCCAAAUUUGAAGAGCGUAGUCUAUUGCACGGCCAUUCGAGUGGGUGGACAGAGCGAAUGGGAAUUCGCGUGGCAGCGAUACCGAGGAACCAACGUAGGAUCGGAGAAGGAUCUGCUUCUGCAGGCAUUAGCCUGCACAAGAGAGAUAUGGCUGUUGAAUCGAUUCUUAGAUUGGGCCGUGACGGAAAAUUCGGGAAUCAGAAAGCAGGAUGCUACCCGAGUCUUCGGAUCUGUCGCCAACAACAUUGUCGGGCAGCCACUCACAUUUGAUUACUUCAGAAACAGAUGGGCCCACCUCAGGGAAUAUUUUGGAACGUCGCUGUCAACUGUCAAUAACAUCGUAAAGUCAGCCACAAGAGGAAUAAGUACGAGAUAUGAAUUAAAAGACUUGGUAGAGUUUGCAAAAGAACACCUGGAUGAACUUGGUACCGCAACGCGAACCAUACAGCAAGCGAUAGAGCGAGCGGAAUCCAACAUACGAUGGAUCGACAACAAUCACGUGACAAUUCGCGAUUGGUUGCAGAGGAACACCGCGUAAUCAUCCGAUAGAAAUUUAUUCGGUUCUCCCUCACGGCGUCGAAUCAUCGUGAAUGCAACAUACAUGAGUAUUGAUUUUUCAUUGAAUUUGUCGUAUAGCGUCAAAAUGGCGCGCGAAAAUUGGUCUGUAUACGGUAAACUGUAAAUGAGACACGAGAAAAUUGCAAAAUAGUUUACCGUUGAAUCGUACGAGAGUAUUAUGUGUUUUUGUAUGUAUUUGUAAAUAUACGGCCAGCAUCAUUGCGAUAUUUAUAAUGCAGAGCGCGAAAUGACGCUCACAGUGUUUCGUGUUCAUAUUCCUGAUUACGCCGCUAGAUUACAGGAGUAUAUUUUAAAUACGGGAAAAGUGAUAAUGUAUUAACUCUUUUACGAUAGAUUUCGGAUUACAGUUGCUGCGCCUAUUACUCUAAGUCUGAAGAACUUUAUAACCGUGAAUUCAUCGUGGAUACCAAAGGAUUAAAAAAGAGGAUUCGUGUUCGAAGUAACAAUGAAUAUUGUGAGAGAUAGCGGACUUGUCGCGAAAUUCUCAGUUCUAAAGUUGUAUGUUUCCUAGACUUUGAACAAACAUUGCUGGAAAUCAGUUUAUAAUUAUGCGAUAAAUAGAUGAUUGUCUAUUAGAAAAUAAUUAAUAAUUGAUACAAAUACUUAUCUAUAAUUAAUAGGGGUCGCGUUUUUAGCAACCGUUAUGAAACAUUGAAUAUAAUAUAUGUUGAAAAUAACUAUAGAUAUUUUUAAUCGCUCAUCAAUAAAGACAAUAAAGAUAUUUAUAUGUAUUAUGUCACAAAUAUACGUAUGUUAAAAGAUUUUGCUUAAAAAUUAAAUAUUGUCUACAGUAUGAGUCAAUGCUUCACAUGUUCUAUAGAAUAUCAAAGAAUCCUCUAUUCUUAAUACAUGAAUAUCCGCUACAUAAUCAAUUGCUAACAGUUUUGCGAUGAGAGUUCAUUAUUCAUUAAAGAUUUGCAGUGCGGCUAUUAUGCGAUUGUAUUUUAUAACAGAAAAUACUAUCACCUGGAAAAUACUGCUUUAUUUUGAAAAUAUUGAUAUACAUCGUAUAGAUAUAAUAAAAUUGUAUUGAUUUUUUUUAUAAA
This is a messenger RNA of Wasmannia auropunctata (little fire ant), 4180 nucleotides long. RefSeq names its product aminopeptidase N-like (gene superdeath). Gene Ontology annotation, cellular component: cytoplasm. The coding region runs from base 139 to 3093 and encodes 984 amino acids. Gene Ontology annotation, biological process: peptide catabolic process; proteolysis. Lineage: Eukaryota; Metazoa; Arthropoda; Insecta; Hymenoptera; Formicidae. Gene Ontology annotation, molecular function: metalloaminopeptidase activity; peptide binding; zinc ion binding. The record is from RefSeq and is a predicted model, not a curated record. The transcript has 15 exons.